This is a messenger RNA of Chlamydomonas reinhardtii, 2140 nucleotides long. RefSeq lists its product as uncharacterized. The transcript has 9 exons. The coding region runs from base 240 to 1871 and encodes 543 amino acids. Gene Ontology annotation, biological process: mRNA splicing, via spliceosome. NCBI's taxonomy places the organism in Eukaryota, Viridiplantae, Chlorophyta, Chlorophyceae, Chlamydomonadales, Chlamydomonadaceae. Gene Ontology annotation, cellular component: nucleus; spliceosomal complex. Gene Ontology annotation, molecular function: RNA binding. The record is from RefSeq and is a predicted model, not a curated record.
UAUCACGACGCAUACGCUAAGACAUACCGACUGUACAUUAUAUGACUCGGUAACGGCUUGUGGCCAGGUGACUGUCACAUAAAUUGCGCGUAGACCCGGUUAGAGGUCGCCAGCUGCUCUGCAAGUCUCGUCGACUGCUUUUAUCUCAUCGCUAGCUUUGCGGCGGGGGCCCCAGGGCCCUGCGCUUGCGUCGCCGCCCACAUUUGGUGUAGUCUUCGGGAGCGGACCGAGCAGCAGCAAUGGCGGAAACACUGCUGGAGCAGACCCGUGGUCUCCACGAGGACAUGGAGCACUUUGAGCGGGUCAUAUGCAAGGACCUUAAGCAGGAGACGAAAUCUCAUAAAGAUAAGCUCUUCCAGUCGCAUCGUGUGCGGAAGCGGCUUGACCAGAUCCAGGAGUCAGCUCGCAAGCUGAUUAAGAUCUACGAGGAUGAGGACAAGGCUCGGAAGGAGGAGAUUGAGGCGCUGGGCGGUGAGGACAAGGUGUUCAGCAAGUUCUAUGACCGCCUGAAGGAAAUCCGCGAGUACCACCGCAAGUUCCCCAACCACGAGCUCACUGAGGCCGAGGACGACACACCACUGCUGAAGGAGGAGCCGCACGUGGAGUUCACGGGCGAGGAGGGCCUGGGCCGAUACCUGGACCUGCACGACCUCUACCAGCGCUUCUGCAACCUGCGCCAGCAGCAGCAAGCCGGAAAGGGCGGGAAGAAGGGCAAGGGUGGGGCGGGGGCGGACGACGACGGCGCCAUCACGCGGGUGGACGGCGACGGGGCGGAGGUGGCGGAGGGGGGCGCGGGCGGGGCUCCGGAGAAGUCGCUCGAGUACUACGAGUACCUCACCAGCUUCUCGGACUUCAGCAGCCUGCCGCGGGCGCAGCGGAUGAGCAAGGGCUUCAGCGAGUACCUGGAGGCGCUGCUGGCCUACCUCACCGGCUUCUACGAGCGGACGCAGCCGCUGGCGCAGCUGGGGCGCACCCUGACAAAGGUGGAGGAGGAGUUCGCGCCGCGCUGGGAGGCGGGCCAGGUGGCGGGCUGGGAGGACCGCGGCGUGCCGGCGGCGCCGUCCGCCAGCGGCCUGGAGCUGGAGGCGUUCAGCAGCGCUGAGGAGCUGGAGAUCCUGGGGGCGGACCGGCUGAAGGAGGCGCUGACGCAGCUGGGGCUCAAGUGCGGAGGCACCACCAAGGACCGCGCGGCGCGGCUGUGGCUGACGCGCGACACGCCGCUGGAGAAGCUGGACCGCAAGCACUUCGCCAAGGGCGUGGUGCCGCCCUGCGUGGCGGCCGACCCCGCCGCCGCCGCCAAAGCCACGGCGCAGGCGCGCGCGGUUGCGCUGCUGGAGGUGAAGGUCCGCAAGAUGGCGGAGCUGUUGGUGAACGUGAUUGCUGACACCAAGGGCAAGGUGGAGAAGAAGCAGGCGCAGACGUACGAGGAGAUGCAGGCCGAGCUUGCGGAGGCGGAGGCGGAGGUGGCGGCGCCGGACGACGAGGAGGAGGACGACUUCGUCUACAACCCGCUCAAGCUGCCGCUGGGCUGGGACGGCAAACCCAUCCCCUACUGGCUGUACAAGCUGCAUGGCCUCAACCAGGAGUUCAAGUGCGAGAUUUGCGGCAACCAGUCCUACUGGGGCCGCAGGGCGUACGAGAAGCACUUCAAGGAGUACAAGCACCAGCAGGGCAUGCGCUCGCUGGGCAUCCCCAACAACAAGAUGUUCUACGAGGUGACCAAGAUUGAGGACGCGCUGCAGCUGUGGAAGAGCAUCCAGGACAAGGCCAAGGGCGACUUCAAGCCGGACGACGAGGAGUUUGAGGACGCCUCCGGCAAUGUGUACAGCAAGAAGACGUACGAGGACCUGCGCCGCCAGGGACUCAUCUGAGCAGCAGGCGCAGCGAGGGCAGGCAGGUGGAGUGCACGGGACGGGAUGGCGUGAGCGUUGGUGCAGGAAGAGGGGUCGAGGAGGAGCAGGCAGAGCAGGAGAAGAGAGCGAAUGUGGCAUGCGGUACAUGUUCAUGGCCGUGUUCUUGGUCUCGAGUUCUGUCAGGUGGCGGGUACUGAGAGCGCUUUGGUCGCUUGGCGCUGUCCGGUGGUGUGCGUUGGGACUGUGUUGACAGGCUUGGUGUGGGCCGCUUUGUAUACUGUCGUGCA